UACACCCCUUUGUCUUAACCCCAGAGGAGAGAGAAAACAACACUGACUUCACCAGUAGUUCACCACUUCAUCUCCCACUCUUUCUCUCUCUUCAACAAACUUUUCUCGAGUUUCUCAACAAUGGCGGAUUCACAAAACCAUGCACAUUUCCUCAAUCCAUGGGUUCUUCAUCUUCAGAAACUAGGCCUUGAAUUAAAAUGCUCUCUCUGUUUGAAGGUAUAUAAUAAGCCGACUUUGCUACCAUGUGACCACAUCUUCUGCAGUUGUUGUGUACCCAAAUCGAAUUUAUUUGGGUUAGAGUGCCCCCUUUGCAAAAUACCCUAUGUCGAACAAGAUUUGAGGCAAGCUCCGUUGGUAGAAAACGUAGCGAACAUCUACAAGAGUUUGGAUGCUUCUUUCUCUAUGCAUAUGCUUAAUUCAGAUGUUAGAAAAGGUUUUGUGCAAUGUUCUUUGCCAGCCAAAUCAAGAUUUCCCAAUCAAAUAGCCAAGAGAUCAAUGGAUUCGUCUCAAUCGGGGAACUCAGCUAUUGGGGCAUGUGACAAUGUGGAGCAGCAUGAAGCUGUGUAUGUGGACAUGAACCAGAUAGAGUUGUCCCCAGGCAGCUCUCCAUCCUCCGGUGCUAGCAAGGGUGUCGAUAAUGAUAGUCGUGAUCCAGGAUGCAGUGAAGAUAUUGCAGGGAGAUGCCCAUCAAAGAAAUUUGCCAAGAGAACUGCUGAUGAUUUUGGCACUCAGGGAUCUGAUGAAGGCCAUGAUCUAUACAGCAAGAAACAAAAGCAACAAAGUCAAGUUUUGUCGGAGAUUCUCCAAGGUUGUACAACAUCAGUAGCUGCGAAUAUGCAGAAUUCUGCUUCUACUGACUCUGGCAUUGAUAAUGGGAAUAAUUUUGGCAACCAAGUACUUGAACACGACACUGCAAGUUUACUUAACUUCGUAUGUGCUUUCUGCCAUACUUGGAAAACAACAGAGGGUAGUGGACAGAUGCAGCAUUUUGCUAAUGGGAGAGAAGUUUUUGGCAGCGAUGCUGGUCGCUCUAACGUCAUACAUGUGCAUCAAAGCUGCAUAGAGUGGGCACCUCAGAUUUAUUAUGAGAAUGAUACUACAAUGAAAAAUUUGGAUAAAGAACUCGCAAGAGCUGGAAAACUUAAGUGCACCACUUGUGGGCUCAAGGGAGCUGCCCUUGGCUGUUAUGCAAAAUCCUGCCGAAGAAGCUAUCAUGUUACUUGUGCAUAUGAGAUUGCAGAAUGCAGAUGGGAUAUGACUGAUUUUUUAAUGCUCUGUCCCCAUCAUGCGUCACAAAAGUUCCCAAGUGAGAAAGUCAGAAAGCCUGCUGUUAAGAAGUGUUCAUCAGCUGAAGUACACUUGGUUUCCAGCUCUAAUGAGCAGAAAAAGUUGCACGACUUAGAUUUUUGGGCAACAUCACCUACCGGGGCUAAAAAUUGGGUUCUGUGUGGAUCUUCCCUUUCUGCAGAUGAAAAGUAUAUGUUGGUCAAAUUCGCAAACUUGUGUGGAGCAACUGUGACAAAGGCCUGGAAUCCAAAUGUUACUCAUGUGAUUGCAGCAACAGAUGCAAAUGGUGCUUGCAGUAGGACAUUGAAAGUUCUUAUGGCAAUUCUUUGUGGGAGAUGGAUACUUAAAACUGAUUGGAUCGAAGCAUGCAUGAAAUCAAAAUGUCCCAUAGAUGAAGAACCUUAUGAAAUUAGCCUUGAUAAUCAUGACUGUUCUGAUGGCCCAAAAACUGGCAGGCUCAGGGUUUUGAAUAAUGCACCAAAGCUUUUCAGCAGCUUGAAAUUCUUUUUCAACGGCAACUUUGUGGCAGCAUACAAACAUGACCUUCAAAAUCUGAUUAGAGCUGCGGGAGGUACCAUCCUUGAGAGCGAACAACCACUACAAUAUUCGGACAAUGAAACAUGUCAUCCGUCAACCACAAUAGUUGUUUACAAUGGUGAUUCAAUAGAAGUUAACGAGGUCUUGAAUGCGGAAAAAUUGGCUUCUGAAAGUGGCUCUCAAGUGAUUGCUCAUACAUGGAUCUUGGAUUCAAUUGCUUCAGGUGCAUUGAAGCCCUUUAUCCAUUAAUAAAGAAAAAAUAGUAAGUAAAUUUUUGUAAUAAGGUUUAGUAACAUAUUUGUUAGACUAGUUAUGAAUGGAGCUUCCAAGGGAUGAGGAUUCUAUGUCCUCGCAUUUAGAACUACAGCAUUGUAAGUCACAAAUUUGGUCACUGUUAAUUUAAGUAAUUGUUAUCACGUUGAAAAAAAAAAAAAGGAGAUUGCCAAUAAAUUCCGAUGGGCAUUAUAGUAAAUCAUCAUUUUACAA
Molecule: messenger RNA, 2310 nt
Organism: Beta vulgaris subsp. vulgaris (sugar beet)
Lineage: Eukaryota; Viridiplantae; Streptophyta; Magnoliopsida; Caryophyllales; Amaranthaceae
Product: BRCA1-associated RING domain protein 1
Exons: 13
Coding region: 121-2073 (650 amino acids)
Biological process (GO): negative regulation of fatty acid biosynthetic process; double-strand break repair via homologous recombination; positive regulation of transcription by RNA polymerase II
Cellular component (GO): plasma membrane; BRCA1-A complex; BRCA1-BARD1 complex
Molecular function (GO): ubiquitin-protein transferase activity
Source: RefSeq, a predicted model, not a curated record